UGGAAAUUGAGUAAGUAACAAGCGGGUAAACUCAAUUAAGAAAGAACUAUAAACAAUUUUACUAUCUUCAGUGGGUUUCUGUACUCGCAAGAAUCAGAUGUUAGCGUUCGAAACUUUUGAACAAUGAUAUUCUGUGUGAUAAUAAACAUUAUAUUUCUGACAAAUUGGCUGUAUUUAUUAUCCAAAUCAAUGUAAGAUUCCUCCAAAGUGCUACAAACAAUUUUUAAGUUCCUGACUUACUUGCUUUGCAAAGAAAAGAAAGGAAGAGUUAUUAGAGCGGAGGUGCAGACACCAAAUAAGAAGAAAAAGCAUAAAAAGAGUACCAAAAGGGCUAAAAAAGCAUAUAAAAUCAUAGGCGAAGGAUAGCUCAUAGGAAAGAAAGUUUCGAGAGAUAUAGCUAUAACUCUAACAAAAUUGAUGCUCAGAAUAGAAUAGCUCACAAGAAAAUCGAGGAAGAUAUGUUUUCCUCAAAAAAAUAACAUUAAAGAUUUUUUGAAGAUAAAUAAUCAAGAAAGUUCGAGUUCAAGUUCAAGACAACAAGUAGAGCAUUUAUCACUCCCUAGUCUGUCUAAAAGCCAACGCUUCUCUUGUUUAAGAAGUAAUCGGAACUUGUUGGAGAUUCCAGAGAUCCCUAAGCAUUAA
Molecule: messenger RNA, 642 nt
Organism: Moneuplotes crassus
Lineage: Eukaryota; Ciliophora; Spirotrichea; Euplotida; Euplotidae
Source: the annotation of a GenBank genome assembly